This is a messenger RNA of Racocetra persica, 285 nucleotides long. The record is from the annotation of a GenBank genome assembly. NCBI's taxonomy places the organism in Eukaryota, Fungi, Glomeromycota, Glomeromycetes, Diversisporales, Gigasporaceae.
GGCGAACAACCUUAUGGUGUGUUUAGCAAUUACUACUAUCCCAUUAAAUUGAAGGUUCGGAUACCGAGGGAGUUAGCAUCUAACGGUCAAGUAGUUUCCGAAAAGGGUUUUUUAACCGAAGAAUUGGAGUUUUCCAGUAGCGAAGCGCUUUUUCACGCUUUAAAAUUUACCCAAAAAGACAAAGAGAGAUUAGACAUAAUUAAUCAAAUCAAAAAUCUUGACCCUGAAAAUUCCAAGAAAACUGCUGGACAACAUGAUAAAAAGGAUUAUGAUACCGAAAAUUGA